Bactrocera tryoni is the source of this 434-nucleotide messenger RNA. RefSeq names its product Down syndrome cell adhesion molecule-like protein Dscam2. Lineage: Eukaryota; Metazoa; Arthropoda; Insecta; Diptera; Tephritidae. The record is from RefSeq and is a predicted model, not a curated record. The transcript is spliced from 4 exons. The coding region runs from base 60 to 434 and encodes 124 amino acids.
GGCACAUCGAAGGAAUUACAACAGAAAUUUUUGAUGAAAACAACGCCUACUACAGUGGUAUGUCUUCCGAUCCGAUGGAUGAAAAGCGAGCGAUUGGGAAAAUGAGUAAACAGCGAAAACCUUCAUUCGAUUACGCAGCAACCAAACGUUGGAGUAAAUCGCCUCGCCAGCUGCCACUCGCCAGCACAAGAACGACUGAUAUUAUCGUGUUAUUCGUGAUAGCCUUUCUGGCCGUCAUGGCUACAACCAGUACAGAUGCUUCCAACUACUUUGACAUCCAAGGACCUAAUUUCUCGCAUGAACCGCCAUCGUGCAUUGAAUUCACCAACAAUGCUGGCAGCAUUGCCGAUUGCAUAGCGCAUGAUAAUCCACCGGUGAAUGUCGAAUGGCUAGACAAGGACAAUAAUCCCAUCACCUUGAUAUCAAAGGAUUAA